Molecule: messenger RNA, 894 nt
Organism: Leptosia nina
Lineage: Eukaryota; Metazoa; Arthropoda; Insecta; Lepidoptera; Pieridae
Source: the annotation of a GenBank genome assembly
AUGCCUACUAUAACUAAUGGAUGUGCUCGCCAUGACGAAUAUCAAUAUUUAGAUUUGGUGAACCGAAUAAUAGACUCGGGCGAUAAACGUGUUGAUAGAACAGGUGUGGGAACUCUGUCAAUGUUUGGGGCAAUGCAAAGAUAUUCCUUAAAGAAUAAUACGUUGCCCCUAUUGACUACUAAACGCGUUUUUACGAGAGGAAUUAUAGAAGAGCUACUGUGGAUGAUUUCGGGGUCAACGGACAGUAAACUCUUGAGUAACAAGAAAGUUCACAUUUGGGAUGCAAAUGGCUCUCGAUCAUUUCUCGAUAAUCUUGGUUUCACAGAACGAGAAGAAGGUGAUUUGGGCCCUGUAUAUGGCUUUCAAUGGAGACACAGUGGCGCUGACUACAUAGAUUGCAAAACAGACUACACAGGACAAGGAAUUGAUCAAUUGCAGAAUGUUAUCAACACUAUAAAGAAAAACCCUGCAGACAGGAGAAUUAUCAUGUGUUCAUGGGUGCCAUCUGAUCUUUCCAAGAUGGCAUUACCUCCAUGUCACUGCCUUGCCCAGUUCCACGUAUCUGGUAAUAAAUUAUCUUGUCUUCUCUACCAGAGAAGUGCUGAUUUAGGACUUGGUGUCCCCUUUAAUAUAGCCAGUUAUGCAAUUUUAACUCAUAUGAUUGCACAUAUUACUGGACUUGAGGCUGGAGAAUUUAUUCAUACAUUAGGGGAUGCACAUGUGUAUCUUAAUCACAUAGAGCCUCUUAAAGUUCAAUUGCAAAGAACGCCAAAACCAUUUCCCACACUGGAAUUUAAUAGAAAAGUUCAGUCAAUUGAUGACUUCAAGUAUGAAGACUUUAUAAUAAAAGGAUAUAAUCCUCACCCCAAAAUCGAAAUGGAUAUGGCAGUAUAA